ACUCUUACUCGAUAUCAAAAUCAAACCACCAAUACUCAUUACAAAGUCUUUUUCAAACUAUUCAUCAGACGUUACGAUGAGUUCAUAUGUGGAGGUUGCCCCGGGACAAAACGAAGCCUUGAUCCAAGGUCCAAAGGAUGUCGAACUCGGCCGGUGGGAACCGAUCGAGAACAUCGAAGAUCCAUACGUGCAAGAGAUGGGAAGGUUUUCAGUGAUGGAGCACAACAAGCAAACAGGGGCAAACCUAAAGUUCAUUCGUGUGGUAAAUGGUGAGAAACAAGUUGUGGCUGGAAUAAAUUAUAGGCUUAGGAUUGAAGCAAGGAAUGAAAUGAAUUUGGUUUGGACUUAUGAGGCUAUGGUGAAUGAUAGGCCAUGGGAGAAGAAGUGGAAGCUCAUAUAUUUUGUACCUCUCCUCAAGAACUGAUCUACUUAUUGCUUCUCUUCUUGCAUUAUCUAUGAAAUAAUAAAGGGAGACCAAUAAAAUAAAAGCUAUCUUUAUGUCUAAUAUUUUGGUUGUGUUUCCUUUUAUGAUCUAUUAAUGAGAGAAUAAAAUAAAAGUUUUAUCCAUGCA
Molecule: messenger RNA, 571 nt
Organism: Benincasa hispida (wax gourd)
Lineage: Eukaryota; Viridiplantae; Streptophyta; Magnoliopsida; Cucurbitales; Cucurbitaceae
Product: cysteine proteinase inhibitor 5-like
Molecular function (GO): cysteine-type endopeptidase inhibitor activity
Source: RefSeq, a predicted model, not a curated record